Molecule: messenger RNA, 1509 nt
Organism: Capronia coronata CBS 617.96
Lineage: Eukaryota; Fungi; Ascomycota; Eurotiomycetes; Chaetothyriales; Herpotrichiellaceae
Exons: 5
Coding region: 1-1509 (502 amino acids)
Biological process (GO): transmembrane transport
Molecular function (GO): transmembrane transporter activity
Source: RefSeq, a predicted model, not a curated record
AUGGCCGUCAGUGCGGCCGACAAGACGACCUCUGACGACCAAAUCGCCAUCGAGGGUGGUAAAGACGAACGUGUUGUCAAGUGUCGCUCGGAUGGUAUUCCUCUGGUGCCUCAGCCGAGCGAUGACCCCGAGGAUCCUUUGAACUGGUCUUCGGCCAAGAAGCAUAGUGCGGCGGUGACUCUGGCUCUUAUGUCAUUCGUGCUGAAGUUCACCACUACUCUGAUCGCCCCUGGAGCUCACACCCUGGCUGCACAGUUUGGCACGCCUGCGUCCAAGGCGACAUAUAUCGGCUCUACGCCGACCAUUAUGUUCUCCGUUGCUCCGUUGCUCUGGAUCCCUCUUUCGUCGAGAUACGGACGCCGCCCGAUCACGCUGAUCGGCAAUUUCAUGGCGAUCUGGUUUGCUAUCGGAGUUGCCGAGUCUGAGUCGUACGCCUCGGCAUUGGUCUGCCGGAUCUUCAUGGGCUUCUGCGGUGCGGCAGGUCUUUGCUUGGGCCCAGCCGGUAUUGCAGAUAUGUUCUUCUUACACGAGAAGGGCAGACAUAUGGGUCUCAAUACUGUUCUGCUGGUUUCGGCUCCCUAUGCUGGCGGCGUGGCUGGGGGCGCGGUGCAGUUCAACAAGAGUCUUGGAUGGCGCUGGUCGAUGUAUAUCGCCGCCAUCAUCUAUAGUGGACUCUUUGUUGCGCAGCUCUUGUUGGUUCCUGAGACUCUGUAUCCCCGGCCAGCCGCAGGAGCGCCGGCCCCGAAGAGUACCACCACUGGUACUCUCCGCAAACUGGGCUUCCGGAAGCCUACCUACGCCAAAGACCCCACCUGGCUGGAUCUGUUCAGUCGGCCGGUGGCUAUGUUUGCGUACCCGACUGUGCUGCUUCCUUCGAUCUGGUUCUCGCUGGCUGCCAUGACGGAAGUUGCGAACACGGCGGGCUUCCCACUGAACUUCGGCGAGCACACCAGGUGGAAUUUUAACACGCGGUCGGUCGGGUUCUGCUCCUUUUCGGGUUUCAUUGGAGCGUUGCUAGGCGAGAUCUUUGCUGGCCCUCUUUGUGAUUUCAUCGCCGGAAGAGCACUGGCCAAAAAACGGGCGUGGGUUCCUGAGAAGAUCCUCCCUGUAACAUUCAUCUCACUGGUCACUAUACCGGCUGGCCUACUGCUUUAUGGGCUGGAACUGGAAUACCCUACGGGUUGGGCGGCGGCGUUGACUGGCGUCGCCAUCUUUGCCUUUGGGCAAGAAGUUGCCUUGACAGCCAUCAUGACAUACCUGGUCGACUGCUACCCGCAGCGCGCCUCGGAGUGUUCUGUUGUUUUCCAAUUCUGGCGGAACCUCAUGGCCUUCCACCCACCGUUUUAUGUUCCCCAGUGGAUCGAGUCGGGAGGUGGAGCUAAAGUGCCUUAUAUCGUCUUUGCCUGUCUCGCUGUCGGCCUCUUUCCAUUCGGUGUCGGAACACUUCUCUGGAAGGGCUCGAACUUGAGAGCCAGAGGACCGAUGUUUUCAUUUUCACAUAAGCAAUGA